CACUACGGGAACAAUUAAUUACAGUACUGUACGGUACUUGUAGCACAGUAGAUGUAUUUCAAACAACAAGAACCACACCGAACCCUUUUGUUUGUUGCUCGCACCAAACCAAGCCAAACCAAGCCAAGCCAAACCAAGCAGAACCCAAAAAUAAAAACACAAUGUCGGAAUCUCCCUCCUGGCUCGAUGCACCCGCCCCCGCCCCCGCGGCCGCUGCCCCCGCGGUAGAGCCGAUGAGCAUCGAGGGCACGGGUGCUGCACCGACCGCCGGUGCGGCCGACGAGAAGGACCUGCCGUCGAUCAUUCUGAUGAUGCGCCUCCUCAACCUGGCGGCCGCCGCGGCACUCAUCGUCGUUUCGGUACGUACAAACACAAGACAAAAGUCCGAUCCGAUCCGAUCCAAACCAGCGGACACGAGGGGUGGCGAUCGAAACGGCGCUCGCGUGGAAUUCCGAUGGGGGGAAAAGUCUUUGUGCCGUGCAUUGCAUCGCAUCGCAUUCCAGCAGCGGCGAUCGGGAAAAAUCGUCUCGGUGUGUUGCCGGCCGAAUGCCAGCAGCGGUGGAUUUCGUUUCGUUUGUUUCGUUCCGAGCCGUUUGUGUGUUCUGUUCUUGCUCGGCUUUCGUGCCGCUCAUCCCACUCGUCCUCUUGUCGUUUUUGGUCCGUUCCUUUCCGCGCGCAGAGCCUCCAAAUCGUCGGCAUACCGGCACUCUCGAGCAUAGUCCUGGCGGUCUACACCAUCUGCGGUGGUUUGUUGAUCUGCUGUCUGGAAACCCAGCUGAAGUUCCUCCGCGUCAUGAUUGCCGUGAACUUUGGCUUUUUGUUCAACUCCUUUUGGCGAUUCCUCUUUUACCUCAUCCUUGGGUCGGUGUGCUGGGCCUUUGGCGGGAUCAUGGGAAGAACGAUGGCCUGCGUCAUGGGAGGCGUCGCCCUCUUCAACACAUACGUCCUGUGUCGCUAUCCGUCCUACCGCAAGAUCCGGGAGCAGAUUGCCGAGGAGGAAGACAAACGAAUCGAGGCCCGGGUUUCCAAGGAGGUGAAAACGCAGGCCUUGAAGCAGAUGGCCAAGUCCGCGACCGGGAAGUAAACAAAGAGAACCGAAGCAAACGCAAGAAGAAUCGGGUGCGUCGUGCCGCACCCGGUCUUUUUUGCACGGUCGUGGCUCGGAGGACGAGUUUUUCUACGUAUGUAAUGAAAUAAUGAAAUAAACCGAAGAAUAUUAGCAGAAAAGGUUCCGUAGCAUGUUUCUCCACUAUGU
Messenger RNA from Pseudo-nitzschia multistriata, 1255 nucleotides. The record is from the annotation of a GenBank genome assembly. Lineage: Eukaryota; Bacillariophyta; Bacillariophyceae; Bacillariales; Bacillariaceae.